Messenger RNA from Closterium sp. Yama58-4, 5994 nucleotides. The record is from the annotation of a GenBank genome assembly. NCBI's taxonomy places the organism in Eukaryota, Viridiplantae, Streptophyta, Zygnematophyceae, Desmidiales, Closteriaceae.
AUGGACUGGGGCAAUGUGACGGGCGAGGAGCUGCUCGAUGCGCUGCGCGAGGUGGAGUGGUCCACGCCGCCUCGCCCGCUCGCGGAGUUCGUGCAGCGCUUCUCCGCACCCAAGAACGCCAGCAAGUGGCGCAGCCGCUUAAAGUGCAACGCGUACUACUAUCGCACCAACUACUACAUCCUCGUCUGCUUCAUCAACGCCUGCUGUUUCGCCCGUAACCCUCUCGCGCUAUUCGCCGUGCUCUUCGCCGCCGUCGCCUUCGCCAGCCUCAACGACAGCUUUGCGCUGUCACUCAGCGAGCGGCUCACGAGGGCCAUCAGAAAGAUCUCCCCGCCCCUGGCGGCCAAGCUGCGACCACCGCAACAGCGAGCGGGAGUGAGGGGGCGGCCGUUGAGAGGCGCCGUGUACAUAUGCGGGCAGGACAGACGAGUCGCACUCUUCCUGCUGCUCUUCUUGAGUGCAUGGCUGAACUAUGUGUCACGAGCCUACGUCACCUUUGCUGUUGCCUUCACGUCAAGUGUGCUAUUGGUGGUGGUGCAUGCAACAUUCAGGAGACAAAUGGAGGCGGAAACAUGGCAGGGAGGCAGGGUGCGAAGAGUGCAGGUAGACGUGGCACAUGGAGGUGCAGGGAGGGCCACGCUCAUACGCUGCACUGCUCGCUCAUACGCUGCACCGCACGCUCAUACGCUGCACUGCGCGCUCAUACGCUGCACCGCCCGCUCAUACGCUGCACCGCCCGCUCAUACGCUGCACCGCCCGCUCAUACGCUGCACCGCCCGCUCAUACGCUGCACCGCCCAAAAACGCUGCACCGCCCGCUCAUACGCUGCACCGCCCGCUCAUACGCUGCACCGCCCGCUCAUACGCUCCACUGCACGCUCAUACGCUGCACCGCCCGCUCAUACGCUGCACCGCCCGCUCAUACGCUGCACCGCCCGCUCAUACGCUGCACCGCCCUUUCAUACGCUGCACCGCCCGCUCAUACGCUGCACCGCCCGCUCUUACGCUGCACCGCCCAAAAACGCUGCACCGCCCGCUCAUACGCUGCACCGCCCGCUCAUACGCUGCACCGCCCGCUCAUACGCUCCACUGCACGCUCAUACGCUGCACCGCCCGCUCAUACGCUGCACCGCCCGCUCAUACGCUCCACUGCACGCUCAUACGCUGCACCGCCCGCUCAUACGCUGCACCGCCCGCUCAUACGCUGCACCGCCCGCUCAUACGCUGCACCGCCCGCUCAUACGCUGCACCGCCCGCUCAUACGCUGCACCGCCCUUUCAUACGCUGCACCGCCCGCUCAUACGCUGCACCGCCGCUCAUACGCUGCACCCCUUUCAUACGCUGCACCGCCCGCUCAUACGCUGCACCGCCCGCUCAUACGCUGCACCGCCCGCUCAUACGCUGCACCGCCCGCUCAUACGCUGCACCGCCCGCUCAUACGCUGCACCGCCCGCUCAUACGCUGCACCGCCCGCUCAUACGCUGCACCGCCCUUUCAUACGCUGCACCGCCCGCUCAUACGCUGCACCGCCCUUUCAUACGCUGCACCGCCCGCUCAUACGCUGCACCGCCCUUUCAUACGCUGCACCGCCCGCUCAUACGCUGCACCGCCCUUUCAUACGCUGCACCGCCCGCUCAUACGCUGCACCGCCGCUCAUACGCUGCACCCCUUUCAUACGCUGCACCGCCCGCUCAUACGCUGCACCGCCCGCUCAUACGCUGCACCGCCCGCUCAUACGCUGCACCGCCCGCUCAUACGCUGCACCGCCCUUUCAUACGCUGCACCGCCCGCUCAUACGCUGCACCGCCCCCAAAAACGCUGCACCGCCCGCUCAUACGCUGCACCGCCCGCUCAUACGCUGCACCGCCCGCUCAUACGCUCCACUGCACGCUCAUACGCUGCACCGCCCGCUCAUACGCUGCACCGCCCGCUCAUACGCUCCACUGCACGCUCAUACGCUGCACCGCCCGCUCAUACGCUGCACCGCCCGCUCAUACGCUCCACUGCACGCUCAUACGCUGCACCGCCCGCUCAUACGCUGCACCGCCCGCUCAUACGCUGCACCGCCCUUUCAUACGCUGCACCGCCCGCUCAUACGCUGCACCGCCCUUUCAUACGCUGCACCGCCCGCUCAUACGCUGCACCGCCCGCUCUUACGCUGCACCGCCCAAAAACGCUGCACCGCCCGCUCAUACGCUGCACCGCCCGCUCAUACGCUGCACCGCCCGCUCAUACGCUCCACUGCACGCUCAUACGCUGCACCGCCCGCUCAUACGCUGCACCGCCCGCUCAUACGCUCCACUGCACGCUCAUACGCUGCACCGCCCGCUCAUACGCUGCACCGCCCGCUCAUACGCUGCACCGCCCGCUCAUACGCUGCACCGCCCGCUCAUACGCUGCACCGCCCUUUCAUACGCUGCACCGCCCGCUCAUACGCUGCACCGCCCGCUCAUACGCUGCACCGCCCGCUCAUACGCUGCACCCCUUUCAUACGCUGCACCGCCCGCUCAUACGCUGCACCGCCCGCUCAUACGCUGCACCGCCCGCUCAUACGCUGCACCGCCCUUUCAUACGCUGCACCGCCCGCUCAUACGCUGCACCGCCCGCUCAUACGCUGCACCCCUUUCAUACGCUGCACCGCCCGCUCAUACGCUGCACCGCCCGCUCAUACGCUGCACCGCCCUUUCAUACGCUGCACCGCCCGCUCAUACGCUGCACCGCCCUUCCAUACGCUGCACCGCCCGCUCAUACGCUGCACCGCCCUUUCAUACGCUGCACCGCCCGCUCAUACGCUGCACCGCCCUUUCAUACGCUGCACCGCCCGCUCAUACGCUGCACCGCCCGCUCAUACGCUCCACUGCACGCUCAUACGCUGCACCGCCCGCUCAUACGCUGCACCGCCCGCUCAUACGCUCCACUGCACGCUCAUACGCUGCACCGCCCGCUCAUACGCUGCACCGCCCGCUCAUACGCUGCACCGCCCGCUCAUACGCUGCACCGCCCGCUCAUACGCUGCACCGCCCUUUCAUACGCUGCACCGCCCGCUCAUACGCUGCACCGCCCGCUCAUACGCUGCACCGCCCGCUCAUACGCUGCACCCCUUUCAUACGCUGCACCGCCCGCUCAUACGCUGCACCGCCCGCUCAUACGCUGCACCGCCCGCUCAUACGCUGCACCGCCCGCUCAUACGCUGCACCGCCCGCUCAUACGCUGCACCGCCCUUUCAUACGCUGCACCGCCCGCUCAUACGCUGCACCGCCCUUUCAUACGCUGCACCGCCCGCUCAUACGCUGCACCGCCCUUUCAUACGCUGCACCGCCCGCUCAUACGCUGCACCGCCCUUUCAUACGCUGCACCGCCCGCUCAUACGCUGCACCGCCCUUUCAUACGCUGCACCGCCCGCUCAUACGCUGCACCGCCCUUUCAUACGCUGCACCGCCCGCUCAUACGCUGCACCGCCCGCUCAUACGCUGCCACCGCCCUUUCAUACGCUGCACCGCCCGCUCAUACGCUGCACCGCCCGCUCAUACGCUGCACCGCCCGCUCAUACGCUGCACCCCUUUCAUACGCUGCACCGCCCGCUCAUACGCUGCACCGCCCGCUCAUACGCUGCACCGCCCGCUCAUACGCUGCACCGCCCUUUCAUACGCUGCACCGCCCGCUCAUACGCUGCACCGCCCGCUCUUACGCUGCACCGCCCAAUUACGCUGCACCGCCCGCUCAUACGCUGCACCGCCCGCUCAUACGCUGCACCGCCCUUUCAUACGCUGCACCGCCCGCUCAUACGCUGCACCGCCCGCUCAUACGCUGCACCGCCCGCUCAUACGCUGCACCCCUUUCAUACGCUGCACCGCCCGCUCAUACGCUGCACCGCCCGCUCAUACGCUGCACCGCCCGCUCAUACGCUGCACCGCCCUUUCAUACGCUGCACCGCCCGCUCAUACGCUGCACCGCCCGCUCAUACGCUGCACCCCUUUCAUACGCUGCACCGCCCGCUCAUACGCUGCACCGCCCGCUCAUACGCUGCACCGCCCUUUCAUACGCUGCACCGCCCGCUCAUACGCUGCACCGCCCUUCCAUACGCUGCACCGCCCGCUCAUACGCUGCACCGCCCUUUCAUACGCUGCACCGCCCGCUCAUACGCUGCACCGCCCUUUCAUACGCUGCACCGCCCGCUCAUACGCUGCACCGCCCGCCUCAUACGCUCCACUGCACGCUCAUACGCUGCACCGCCCGCUCAUACGCUGCACCGCCCGCUCAUACGCUCCACUGCACGCUCAUACGCUGCACCGCCCGCUCAUACGCUGCACCGCCCGCUCAUACGCUGCACCGCCCGCUCAUACGCUGCACCGCCCGCUCAUACGCUGCACCGCCCUUUCAUACGCUGCACCGCCCGCUCAUACGCUGCACCGCCCGCUCAUACGCUGCACCGCCCGCUCAUACGCUGCACCCCUUUCAUACGCUGCACCGCCCGCUCAUACGCUGCACCGCCCGCUCAUACGCUGCACCGCCCGCUCAUACGCUGCACCGCCCGCUCAUACGCUGCACCGCCCGCUCAUACGCUGCACCGCCCUUUCAUACGCUGCACCGCCCGCUCAUACGCUGCACCGCCCUUUCAUACGCUGCACCGCCCGCUCAUACGCUGCACCGCCCUUUCAUACGCUGCACCGCCCGCUCAUACGCUGCACCGCCCUUUCAUACGCUGCACCGCCCGCUCAUACGCUGCACCGCCCUUUCAUACGCUGCACCGCCCGCUCAUACGCUGCACCGCCCUUUCAUACGCUGCACCGCCCGCUCAUACGCUGCACCGCCCUUUCAUACGCUGCACCGCCCGCUCAUACGCUGCACCGCCCGCUCAUACGCUGCACCGCCCGCUCAUACGCUGCACCCCUUUCAUACGCUGCACCGCCCGCUCAUACGCUGCACCGCCCGCUCAUACGCUGCACCGCCCGCUCAUACGCUGCACCGCCCUUUCAUACGCUGCACCGCCCGCUCAUACGCUGCACCGCCCGCUCUUACGCUGCACCGCCAAAAUACGCUGCACCGCCCGCUCAUACGCUGCACCGCCCGCUCAUACGCUGCACCGCCCGCUCAUACGCUCCACUGCACGCUCAUACGCUGCACCGCCCGCUCAUACGCUGCACCGCCCGCUCAUACGCUCCACUGCACGCUCAUACGCUGCACCGCCCGCUCAUACGCUGCACCGCCCGCUCAUACGCUGCACCGCCCGCUCAUACGCUGCACCGCCCUUUCAUACGCUGCACCGCCCGCUCAUACGCUGCACCGCCCGCUCAUACGCUGCACCGCCCGCUCAUACGCUGCACCCCUUUCAUACGCUGCACCGCCCGCUCAUACGCUGCACCGCCCGCUCAUACGCUGCACCGCCCGCUCAUACGCUCCACUGCACGCUCAUACGCUGCACCGCCCGCUCAUACGCUGCACCGCCCGCUCAUACGCUCCACUGCACGCUCAUACGCUGCACCGCCCGCUCAUACGCUGCACCGCCCGCUCAUACGCUGCACCGCACGCUCAUACGCUGCACCGCACGCUCAUACGCGCCCGCUCAUACGCUGCACCGCCCUUUCAUACGCUGCACCGCCCGCUCAUACGCUGCACCGCCCGCUCAUACGCUGCACCGCCCGCUCAUACGCUGCACCGCCCGCUCAUACGCUGCACCGCCCGCUCAUACGCUGCACCGCCCGCUCAUACGCUGCACCGCCCGCUCAUACGCUGCACCCCUUUCAUACGCUGCACCGCCCGCUCAUACGCUGCACCGCCCGCUCAUACGCUGCACCGCCCUUUCAUACGCUGCACCGCCCGCUCAUACGCUGCACCGCCCGCUCAUACGCUGCACCGCACGCUCAUACGCUGCACUGCCCGCUCAUACGCUGCACCGCACGCUCACACGCCAUGGAGGCACAUGGAGGUGCAGGGAGAGGGACAGACCUGGAUGAUGACUUUCGCGCAGUCGUUGCAUGGGAACAUUGUCACGUAG